Venustampulla echinocandica is the source of this 903-nucleotide messenger RNA. RefSeq lists its product as uncharacterized. The transcript has 2 exons. The record is from RefSeq and is a predicted model, not a curated record. Lineage: Eukaryota; Fungi; Ascomycota; Leotiomycetes; Helotiales; Pleuroascaceae. The coding region runs from base 1 to 903 and encodes 300 amino acids.
AUGGCGAUAUUCAGGACAAAAUGCCUUGCUCUCCUCGCAGUUUUUACCGGUCUCUCAAUUGCUACCCCAAGCUCUCAUUCCGCAAUUAAAUGCCCAAUUACAAUUGAUGGCCGUAUCCCUCGGAAUACACCCCUCUCAACAUUUGAUACAGCAGCCUCACCCUUCGAUGCAAACUACACCAAAGGCCAAAACCUAACCUGGUCACAAAUCCUCAAAUAUCCCGACGUCGACCCCUCGAAAUUUGAUGGGUCCUCCCACAAUAAAGCCCUCGAAGUAACCAUAAAUGACUUCUCUAUCUUCGUCUCGGGCGGCACAGACGUGCAACACGGGUUCCGUCGUGCAGGCCUCCUCAUGGGCAAUGGUUCAGACGCCAGCAAUGAAGGCGUUAAAACUUUCCAUUGGAGUAUGCGGCAGGAUUGGCAUGCGAGGAUGAAUCUCACGCACGAGUAUAUGAAUGUUUGGCAUGAAGCGAAUGACUACGCUAGCAAUCAAUUUUCGCUCAAUGUAGGGAUCAUGCUAGAGCAGGAUAAGCCGAAGGAUGGGAAUGUGAGCACGAUAGGAUUGGAUAAGCGGCAGUGGAAGGUGCUGGAUAGGAGGAACAAUGUGAUUUGGACGCAAAAGAUUGUUUGGGAUGAGUGGCAGAACUUUGCUGUUACAGUGGAUUAUGAGAAAAACACUUUACAAAUAUAUUACUCCGAAGGUUACGAUCCUCUGCGGCCAGUCACUAAACCAGUACCCAACGACAAUAGUGGUGGAGGACAGUUCCAGAUCGGUAUCCUGAAGAAACCCACAGAGACAACAAGUGUAGUAUUCGACGGGUAUCAAGAAAGUGGUAUUUUUGAAGGCCAAAUUUAUGGAGGCAUCUUUAUUGAGGAUAGUAAUAGGGGGUGCGUCUCACGGUAG